AAAAAAGCUGUACUCGAGAGCAGAGCACCGCUUAGCUCGAUUUUCAUAUUAACAAGAAAAAAACGUCAGUGAUUUUCAUGUUCUUCUUGUUAGACUAAUUUGAGGGAAAGUUGUAGAGUCUAUGAUGAUCCACUCAUCGAUGGAGGUUUCUUCUUUCUCCACUGUACCUCCCAGAUUUUGUUACUCAUCAUCCUCUCUUCCAACAGAAACGUCUCGAUUUGGAGGGGUCAAAGUUCACUUACGCGACCAAUCUCUUGUUCCUGCUCGAUUGAGCAUACGAACACGAAGAAGAAGAACACCUAGUAAUCUGGUUUCGUGUAGUCAAAAGAGAGAUGUCACUAUUGUUGAUGGAAGUUGUAUGGAUGAGAUAUAUGAUAAGUUGGCGGAACGUCUUGUCCCUACAUCAGCAGCAAUGUUUAGCCCCAAUGUUAAACGUUUGGUCGGUCUGGCUGGUCCCCCUGGUGCCGGGAAAAGCACGUUAGCAUAUGAAGUUGUACGUCGUGUAAAUAGGUUAUGGCCUCAGAAAGCUGCUUCUUUUGAUGCUGAGGUUAUGCCGCCUGAUGUCGCUACUGUGCUUCCUAUGGAUGGGUUCCACUUGUAUCGUUCCCAGCUUGAUGCCAUGGAGGAUCCUAAAGAAGCUCACGCGAGAAGAGGAGCUCCUUGGACUUUUAAUCCUGCACUAUUACUCAACUGUUUAAAGAAGCUGAGAAACGAGGGCUCAGUUUAUGUGCCAUCAUUCGAUCAUGGAGUUGGAGAUCCAGUUGAAGAUGAUAUCUUUGUUAGCCUCCAGCAUAAAGUGGUGAUUGUGGAGGGAAACUAUUUGCUGUUAGAAGAAGGAUCUUGGAAAGACAUCUCUGAUAUGUUUGAUGAGAAGUGGUUCAUUGAUGUCAAUCUCGACACAGCGAUGCAACGUGUUGAAGCCCGACAUAUCUCAACCGGUAAACCACCGGACGUUGCUAAAUGGCGGAUUGAUUACAACGACCGGCCCAACGCAGAGCUGAUAAUGAAGUCAAAGACGAACGCGGAUGUACUGAUCAGAUCCAUCAGUUUUUGAAUCUACUUUCUUGGCUGUUAUUGCAUGAAACAGAGUAACAGACAGACGACUAGACGAUGGAGAUGAUGAGUAUCAAAAAACUCAAUCUUUUGCUCUCAAAUUUAAGUUUGUCUUUGUGAUUUAAUAUUCCAAUAAGGCAUUUCUGCAUGCAGUAAGCUGUGACAUUCCCAUUACUAUGAUGUUCUAUGAUGGUAUAUAUAUACGUGAUAUUUGACCAAAAAAGAAAAAAAAGCAAGAAUAUUUUUUUUGGCUA
Messenger RNA from Raphanus sativus (radish), 1307 nucleotides. Its product is annotated as putative uridine kinase C227.14. Bases 122 to 1054 code for a protein of 310 amino acids. Lineage: Eukaryota; Viridiplantae; Streptophyta; Magnoliopsida; Brassicales; Brassicaceae. Gene Ontology annotation, cellular component: cytoplasm. Gene Ontology annotation, molecular function: kinase activity; ATP binding. The record is from RefSeq and is a predicted model, not a curated record. The transcript has 11 exons.